Messenger RNA from Eucalyptus grandis, 1495 nucleotides. RefSeq names its product mitotic checkpoint protein BUB3.2. Lineage: Eukaryota; Viridiplantae; Streptophyta; Magnoliopsida; Myrtales; Myrtaceae. The record is from RefSeq and is a predicted model, not a curated record. Gene Ontology annotation, molecular function: ubiquitin binding. Bases 122 to 1147 code for a protein of 341 amino acids. The transcript has 9 exons. Gene Ontology annotation, biological process: mitotic spindle assembly checkpoint signaling. Gene Ontology annotation, cellular component: phragmoplast; mitotic checkpoint complex; bub1-bub3 complex.
CACUCCUCGCCAUCAGCCCUCCCCGAUUUCAAAUCUCGCUUCCCUCUCCCCCCGCCCCGAUCUCCAAAACCCUAAAAAAUCUCCCGCUCUCCUCCUCCUCCCCCCAGCCGGCCGCCGGGAAAUGACGUCCGCCGUGCCGCCGGCGCCGGGGCGCGAGCUCUCGAGCCCGCCGUCCGACGGGAUCUCCAACCUCAGGUUCUCCAACCACAGCGAUCACCUGCUCGUCUCCUCUUGGGAUAAGACCGUGCGGUUGUACGACGCCAGCGCCAACGUGCUUAGAGGGGAGUUCCUGCACGGAGGCGCGGUGCUCGACUGCUGUUUCCAUGAUGAUUCCUCUGGAUUUAGCGCCAGCGCCGAUCAUGCUGUUCGCCGGCUUGUUUUUAACGCUGGGAAGGAGGAUAUUUUGGGGAAACACGAUGCACCUGUACGUUGUGUUGAGUACUCUUAUGCAGCAGGGCAAGUCAUCACUGGUAGCUGGGACAAAACAUUGAAAUGUUGGGAUCCUAGAGGUGCAAGUGGGCAGGAUCGCACUCUUGUUGGGACAUAUCCACAGCCUGAACGUGUCUACUCUCUCUCACUUGUUGGAAAUCGACUUGUGGUAGCAACAGCUGGAAGACAUGUGAACAUAUAUGAUUUACGGAACAUGUCUCAACCUGAGCAGCGUAGGGAGUCUUCUCUGAAAUAUCAAACCAGAUGUGUGCGGUGCUAUCCAAAUGGAACAGGAUAUGCUCUCAGUUCUGUGGAGGGACGAGUUGCCAUGGAGUUUUUCGAUCUUUCAGAGGCAAGUCAGGCUAAAAAAUAUGCUUUUAAGUGUCACAGAAAAUCAGAGGCAGGAAGGGACAUUGUCUACCCAGUUAAUGCAAUUGCAUUCCACCCAAUCUAUGGGACAUUUGCAACAGGAGGUUGUGAUGGUUUUGUCAAUGUUUGGGAUGGGAAUAACAAGAAAAGGCUGUAUCAAUACUCAAAAUAUCCAACAAGCAUUGCAGCACUCUCGUUCAGCAGAGAUGGCCGUCUCUUGGCAGUGGGAUCGAGCUACACAUUUGAAGAGGGAGAUAAGCCUCAUGAACCCGAUGCCAUCUUUGUGCGUAGUGUAAACGAGAUAGAGGUCAAGCCAAAGCCAAAAGUGUACCCCAAUCCUCCUGCAUAAAGUGCAGUUUGGUAUAUUAGCUCUCCUUGCUAGUGUUGUGAAUUGACAUGUGAUUCCGUGGGAAGCCUCGUCUUUCCCGUAUGAGCUAGAGCUGUUCUUUGCUAUCCUUUGCCCCUCUAGUCUGCUUGCCAGUCCAUUAAUCCUGAUGAGCUGGAGAAAAAGUGUACACAAUGGAAAUACCACGAUCUAUAACUGUUCAUCAAUGAGGAGUAAAGGAUGGUUGCAGAACUUAUCGACUGUGAGAUACUAGAAGAGUUUCAUCUCGAUCCUCAUUUGGAAUGCUCUGUGAUGUCUUGUAAUUUAAAUUUUGGAUUCUCGUGAAAAUUUGCCGAUCGUUUUCUCGUUUUC